Messenger RNA from Solenopsis invicta (red fire ant), 1637 nucleotides. Its product is annotated as odorant receptor 13a. Gene Ontology annotation, molecular function: odorant binding; olfactory receptor activity. Lineage: Eukaryota; Metazoa; Arthropoda; Insecta; Hymenoptera; Formicidae. Gene Ontology annotation, biological process: sensory perception of smell; detection of chemical stimulus involved in sensory perception of smell. The record is from RefSeq and is a predicted model, not a curated record. Gene Ontology annotation, cellular component: plasma membrane. The transcript is spliced from 5 exons. The coding region runs from base 82 to 1233 and encodes 383 amino acids.
GUUGUCCUGUAAGAAAUAUUUUUUAUCGAGACCUCACCUAAGAUCUUCAAGAGACUUUUCCUUGACUUUUAACCGACAACGAUGCAUACUCUUCCCUUAUCGUUCGCGCUGUUGACGUAUGUCGGAUACUGGCGACCCGUCAACUUAACAUCCGUCAAGUAUUGGGCGUACAUCGUUUAUUCUAUCGCGAUGAUUUUUCUACUUUACUCAUUCACUUUUUGCGGCUUAGUCGACUGUUUCAUAACCAAGGAUCUCGAUAAAUUUAUCGAGAAAUUCUCGCUGUUCUUAUCGGUGUUGGGCGUCUGCUGCAAAGUGGCGAACCUGGCGCUACGUCGGAACGAUAUCAUUGAUCUCACCGAGAUGUUACUGACGAAUAUCUGUGUACCCAGGAACGAACACGAAACAAAUAUCCAGCGACGCUUCGAUCGCAGUGCGAAGACAAUCACAAUAUGCUGCGAGAUACUGAACGAGUCGUGCGUCUUCUUCGGCACGAUCGCUCAACUUCAGUACUUCAUCAGUACUCGGACCUUGCCACAGUGCGAUUGGGUGCCUUACGACAUCUCAUCAACGAUCGCUUACUGGAUUACCGUAGUGCACCAAAUCAUCGCACUAAUAGUCUGCGCGAACUCUAGCGUCGCCCAUGAGACUCUUAUCGCUGGUUUUAUGAUUCAAACUUGCGCCCAGCUGGACAUUCUCUGUCAUCGUGCUCGCACGUUACCAGAUUCGUUGCGAGAGGCUCGGAAAAGCAGCACCUCGAAAGAGAACUUCAAGGCGCAAGAAUUGCGACUGGUCCGCGAGCUCGUCCAUCAUCAUCGCUUCGUGUAUAGAUUUGCGGAACGCAUCACUUCGAUAUUCACGUUAAUGAUUUUCGUGCAAUUCACUAUAAGCUCGACAGUAAUCGGCCUCAUCAUCUACAAAAUGUUGACGAGAAGCUUGUUCAGCAUUGAAUUUGCUUGGCACUCGUCAUAUCUAGGCUCCAUGCUCGUGCAGAUUUAUUUGUACUGUUGGUUUGGUAAUAAAGUUACACUAAAGAGCACUGAAAUUGGAAGUGCUAUUUACGAGAUGGAUUGGCCAAUGCUUCCUACCGAUUUAAUGAAAAUCCUUUUGAUAAUAAUCACACGAUCUAAGAAGCCAAUCCAGAUAACUAGUGGAUAUAUAAUUACUUUGUCCAACGAUUCGUUUAUGAAGAUCAUCAAACUAUCUUACUCGGCGUAUAAUGUUCUGAAGGGAUAAUACAAGCGAAAGCAAUCAUCUUACGUCCUGAAGUAAUCUGGUGGCCAACUAAUUAUUUUAACACGAAUAAUAUUGUUUAAAAAUAUCUACAGCUUAAGUAUUUUUUUUAAUAUUCUUAUACGUAUGUCUUAUACCAUAUUGUGAUCUGAGGAUGGAAGACUUCUUGAAAAUAAUUUUAUUUUUGCUCUUUCAUCCUCUGCAUUAAAUUCUACAUGACAGCAACAACUCGCAGGAAGUCGAAAGAAAUCGCGGACGAUCUUGCCGUCUGCGGAAAUAGCAGACAACUCACGAUAAAUAUAUUUUUGCUUGCAUGAUGUGAUGUAUCCUUCAGCAAAACCAUCGAUUAUCUCGCAUUUUGCGUCCUCUUCUCUGAAAAUACAAUACGAUAUUCUUUGUGACUAUGA